Molecule: messenger RNA, 2493 nt
Organism: Polychytrium aggregatum
Lineage: Eukaryota; Fungi; Chytridiomycota; Chytridiomycetes; Polychytriales
Exons: 2
Coding region: 206-2239 (677 amino acids)
Molecular function (GO): protein binding
Source: RefSeq, a predicted model, not a curated record
GUAGGGGGUGGUUGACUCGUGAAUACAGUGGCAGCUCCUUCCUCCUUGCUUGCACCAGUACACCCUGUCUGCCAGGCCAGUCUGGGAGACACCCUGUCUGACGAAAUCGCCGCCCAACCCCGUCAUGUUCCGCUCCCUCCGCCAUCGAGCGGGUCGCUUAUAUUGACCGUCUCGCUGCCCCUGCCAUCCACACCCCUGUUCCAAAAUGUCCAUUGCCAAGAUUGCCCGUGCCGCCGACGUCAUUGCCCGCCUAUCUGGGCAAGCCCCCGUCGAUCACCCAUUGCAGAGCGCCUUCAAGUCUGCCAUCGAUCUCUUCCAUGUGCUGAAGGACAUGUAUAUCAACCACCGUGGUUGGGAAUUCAUGGUCAGCAGGACUGCUUACCUACUCACUGUGCUGAGCAAGCAUGAUGCCGAUGAUCUCGAGUCCAUGCAAAUCGGGGACGCUCUCUCUGCCCUGUACGAUACGAUCACCCACACGAUCGCAUUCGAGCGACCCUUCGAUUCCGCUGACGUCUAUGGCCAGAUCAAAGAAUUUUGCCACAAUCAAGAGGAACAAUGGACGAUCUUUGCCCAGCACCGCCGCCCUGGUGGUCCCGAUCUCGUCCCCUUGAACGACACUGGUCUGGAGAUGUGUCUUGCGUGUGAUCAAACCAUCGAUCGCACCAUCGACAUUGCUCGCAUCGUCACGGCUGAGAAGUCUGAGGAACCCGACGUGUCCGAGGAACCGGGCAUGUCCGAGAAGCUCAUCGAUGACCCCGAAGACGACAACCAGAGCGACGUGACUGAAGAUUUGGAUAUCGCCCCUUAUGAAGGACCAGAUGCGACUGCUGAACCCACGACCCCGGCAAACAACGAGCGCGAAGACGGUGAACUGACCCCCGUCCUCGACGCACCGGUUGCUCCUCCCUCGCUCAGCGAAGCUUGCAUCAAAGCGGAGCCACCCGUGCCAGAAAAAGAACGAUCUCCUUCCCCGGCUUCAUCGGAUAGCGUUCCGUCCGAGCCCGACACACCAGACUCCAUACUCGACGAGUGUAUGGAGUUCAUCAUGGAGAACUUCAAGCAAAUUCCUCUUGAUGACCAUGAGUGGGAUCGCACAGUCGACGAUGUCCUCAAGCUUGUCUCCACGGGGUCGUUCAGGGCAACGUUUUUGCUUGGCUGGAUCCGAUAUGUUGGUAUCGGAAACAAACAAGAUCGACCCCUUGCCUUCACGACGUGGGUUGGGCUACUCACUCCACCCAUCAACUCGCCCUGGAGGACGCAGGAGCUCAGUCCCAGUACCAGAAAAUGGAUAUCCUUUUUGAUCCGCUGGGGCAAGACUGCUGAAUGCUGCCCCGAGACCAUUGGCCAGUGUGUCCCUGUCGACAAACACGAUGGGAUCCUUGAAAACCAUCACAAGUUUUCAAGGAUGUACUUUGAGUGCAUGAACCUCGCGUCAGACGACGACGUCCUUUGCAAAUUCAUCACAGCGCACUGCUACAACGAAGGAUUUGGAACAGCACCAUCGAAGCGACAGGCCCAAUCUCUCUGGGUCUCACUGAAGCGCAACCAAACCAGUGCUGGGAUGUGUUGUGUUGGUGCGUGUUUCGAAAUUGGCGCGUUCACUCAGAAAAACGAAGAGCAAGCCAUCAACUUCUAUCGCCAAGCCAUCGCUAUGGGAUCGAAAAUGGCAGAAUUCUGUCUUGGAGCGUGUCUACUUUCAAACCCAACGAGGGAUGUUGCUUUGCUCGACGAAGGCAUGAGGCUGCUGCAAAGCGCCUCUGUAUCCGGGUCGAUCAUUGCGACGAUGCGUCUGGCUCUACAUUUCGAACGAGGUCAAUAUGUGGCGAGGAGCCACGCCAACGCAAGCCAGUUCUACCACAGAGCUGCUGAAUUCGGGAGUGUCGAGGCUCAGUGGCGAUUUGGCUCUGCCUACACGACAGCGAAUACCGACAAGGAUCGAGCCUACUCUAUCGAAAUGCUGAUCAAAGCAGCAGAUCAGGGUCAUAUUGACUCCAUGGCCUUUCUUGGGCAGAUCUACUACACGCAAUCGCGAAUCCGAGACUACUUCAAGGCCAUCAAGUAUCUGAGAAUGGCUGCACAUGCUGGACACCCAGCGGCGCAAUGCUACCUCAGCCUCUGCUACCUGCGAGGACAUGGUACUGCACAGUCGCAGAGCCUUCACACGCAAUGGCUUCAAUGUGCCAUUGCCACCAACCCAAGUGAAAAGGACAAGUACCUCGCCCUCAUUCAAUCCCCAUGAUAUGACUGCUCACUCCAUGUCACCCCAGCAUUCCAAACCCGAUGCAAUCUUUCCUUUGUUUCUGUGCUUCGAAGCCAUCCGUUUGUGCUCUUUUUCGACUUCGUCAUUAUGGCCGUUAUCAUCCAAUUCUUCCGAUGAUGGUGCCGACGAAGACGACGAAUCGUUCCAGUUUUCCUGUUCAUUUUGUGGUUCGCUGGACUCACUUUCAGAGUCCAGAGCGAGAACCGGCUUGCAAUAAAGUCUCUGGAUUGCUG